AGUUACACUCUCGCAUGUGGAUGUUUUGGACAGUUGACACGUGUGUUUAGUGGUUGUGACUUGGACCACCCUUAUAUUGUGUACUGUUUUAACAUAAAAUAUGGCCAAGGCAGACACUAAAAACCGUAGGAAAAGGUUAAGUAAAGUUGUCAACAACGAACCUGUGGAAGACGAGGAAAACCCCACCACUGGAGAGCAGAGUGAAAGUGUUUCUUCAGCUGAACAUUUGGCCAUGAUAGAGGAUGAUGGGAAUAAAAAUGUGGCAAGGAGAGAGACACCAGAGGAAGAUGGAGAUAGACAAGAAUCUGAGGUGGUUUACAAAGUAAAAGGAAGUAGAGCACCCACAGUAACUGUUUCCAGGAAGAUGAAUAAUGAAGGGGAUGAAGAAAAACAAACUGCCACUGAUGAAGUGACUGCUAAGAAUAUGAUGGAUAAAGACUCUGAGAUGGAAACUGUGACGUACGAAGUAAAAGGAAGUACAGUGACCACAGUGAGUGUUUCUUGGGAAAAGGAGGAUGAAGCAAAGAGGACUGAUGCAAAUGAUCAGAUGACUGCUGAUGAAAUGAUGGACAAAGCAGGUGAGACCAUCACUACUGUGGAAAGAGUCAUCACUGUAGAGGAGGCUCCUAAAGAGAAAAAGCAAGAACAAGAGAUUCAAGAGAUUGAGGAGCCUGAAGACAAACAAGAAGUUCAGAUAGACACUGUGGAGAGUGAAGAAAAUGAAAGUUCACCCACAGUAACCGCAUGUGAAGAGAAGAAUGAGGAAGAAGAGAGUGACGACAUUAAAAUGGAGGCAAAUGAAAGUGAGACUGUUGUUACAAAAACAGCCGUAAAGGGGAAACGGAAAGCAGAAUCCACCGUCACCACCUCCCCACCAAAGAAAGUGAAACUCAUCAAUGAUGGUUAUUGUCUUUAUAUUGGAAACCUGAAAAAAUCAACAAAAUUCGAAGAACUCAAAAAUUCAUUAGCCACUUACUUCAUGACACACAGUCUCCUGGUUCAGGACAUCCGACUGGCCCGUUCUAAAACACAUGCACAUGUAGAUUUAGCCUCACAAAUGGAUUUGACUAAAGCUCUGACAUUAAAUGGAGAAAAGGUCCUCGGUCAGCCAUUGAAGAUCAGAAAAGCAAAAGUUAAGGUUGAGGAAGAGGUGAAGGUGAAAGAUCCACUGAGGAAGAAAAAAGCAAAAGAUGCCAGAUGUUUGUUUUUGAAAAAUGUUCCACACACUGCAACAAAGCAGGAUAUUUUGAAGCUUUUUCCCAAGGCCACCGCUGUCCGGUUUUUUGAUGGAGCUGAGAGCCCAAAGAAAGGUAUUGCUUUUGUAGAAUUUCAAAACAAAGCCAUUGCUGAGAGAGCACAGAGGAAAGGACAAAAAGCCAAGAUCCAAGGGCAGGUUUUGAUUGUUGACACUGUAAAUAAACCAAACAAACCUGAAAUGAACAAAGCAAAUAAUGACACAAAGAGCAACACAAAAGCUGCACCUCCUCCAAAUAAGAUUUUGUUUGUGAGCAACCUGUCUGAACAUGUCACAGAAGAAAACCUCAAGAAAGUCUAUCAGACAGCCAUUAAUAUCACUAUACCUAAAAACAACAGGAAAUCAAGAGGAUUAGCCUUUGUGGAGUUUGCAACUGUAGAAGAUGCAGAAAAAGCCAUGCAGUCGUCCCAAAACGUUAAAAUCCGCAAAAGGAAGAUCAAAGUUCAGUUCUAUCUGAAACCAAGACCUCAGGCGGCCAGUGUUCUGUCCAAAACACUGUUUGUGAAGGGCCUCGCUGAAAAAACAACUGCACAGACUCUUAAAAGUGCCUUUGAAGGAGCUCUAAGUGCAAAAGUCAUUGUAGAUAAAGAUACAGGGGUGUCAAAGAAGUUUGGAUUUGUGGACUUUAAGACUGAAGAAGCCUGCAAAUCUGCCAAAGAUGCCUUUGAGGACUGUGAGAUAGAAGGAAGUAAAGUCACUGUGCUUUACGCCCGACCCAGACCCAUCAGAAGAGUUCUGGAGGAGCCAAUGGGUGGACAUUAAAUGAGGACAAAGGCGUGGAGCUGGACCAACACAGUGAAUGGCUAAAGGAGUGGAAAAUAUAGCAUAAUUUCUUUUUUUUUUUUUUUUUCAUAUCCAUCUACGAGUAUGAAUGAGGUCUCUGAAGAUGUUUGGCUGAAUGUUCUAUAAUUGGCUGUUUGGACUAAAAAUAAAUGGUGUUUUAACUGUGCAAAAAAACUGUAAAAGAGUGAGUUUUUGCAAAUUAUGUAAUUUUACAAUGUUGAUUGAUGAAACAGUGCUAUAAUGCUCUGGUCUGAGGGUAAAAUUAUUGUAAAAUCUCUCUUUUUUUUGUUUGUCUCAACAUCUUGUAAUAUGGACACAGAUCACUAAUUAAUGCACAGUUAAUCGUGAUUUAAUAUAUGCGUUAAUAUUGAAACAACCCAGAAUGUGUACAAAAUUUACACCAUCAUCAUGUAUAGCCUUAGUUUACACAUUUAGUCUCUAUAUUGAAUAAAACCAUGUUGGAAGUU
Messenger RNA from Sphaeramia orbicularis (orbiculate cardinalfish), 2505 nucleotides. RefSeq names its product nucleolin-like. Gene Ontology annotation, molecular function: RNA binding. Bases 101 to 2017 code for a protein of 638 amino acids. The record is from RefSeq and is a predicted model, not a curated record. Lineage: Eukaryota; Metazoa; Chordata; Actinopteri; Kurtiformes; Apogonidae. The transcript is spliced from 17 exons.